Amborella trichopoda is the source of this 3275-nucleotide messenger RNA. Its product is annotated as zinc finger BED domain-containing protein RICESLEEPER 2. Lineage: Eukaryota; Viridiplantae; Streptophyta; Magnoliopsida; Amborellales; Amborellaceae. The record is from RefSeq and is a predicted model, not a curated record. Gene Ontology annotation, molecular function: protein dimerization activity; DNA binding.
GCGCCCCUCUUGACUCUUUGCUCUGAGAAAGGAAAGAAAAUAGUGAACCCUAGCCCUAGAACAACAGUUCAAGCCACACACUCUCUCUCUUCACCUGCUCAAGCUCGAGGCUUCUGAGGACUCAUUCUGAUCCGAAAAAUCUCCCUGUUCCAUUUUCAGAGAGAAUCAGAAGAGGUUACCUUCUAGCGUCACUCAAGUUUCAAUCUCUCUAUUUUUCUCUUCUCUAACCUCUUUUUUUCGUAAUUUCUUCUAUCUUUUAUAUACAAGCUCUAAUUUAUCCAUUCAAUGGAACUUCUAAUUUUCUUUGCCCCUUUUUUGCCCUAGUUUCCCCAUUCAAGGAGACCCUGAUUUCUUCAUUCAGUGAAACCCAUAGUUGUAUUCAAUAAGACUUUAAUUAUAUCCUUGAAAUUUCGGUGGAGUUAUUUUUUGGGAAUAUUGGGAGCAUUAUAUUGCCUCAAUAAAGAUGUCACAUCCUUUGCCUUCUAAACGAAAAACAAUAUCGUCUGUGUGGGAUGAAUUUGAAAAGGUUAGAUCAGAAGAUGGUAGUGUUAAAGCAGCUUGUAAACAUUGUCACAGAAACUUAGUUGGAUCUAGUGCACAUGGGACAAGUCAUUUAAAGAGACAUUUAGGAAGAUGUGCUAAGCGAGUGCAUAUAGGUUCAGGGCAACAACUAGUAGUAACAUGUAUAAAGAAAGGGGAAGCUAGCUCGGUGAAUUUUAAAUUUGAUCAGGGGCGAAGUCGAUAUGAUCUUGCAAAAAUGAUUCUCUUACAUGAGUACCCUUCUUCAAUGGUAGAACACACUACUUUUAGAACUUUUGUAAGAAAUCUUCAACCUUUAUUUAGUAUGGUUUCCCCAAGUACCAUAGAAUCUGACAUUAUUGAAAUUUACAAGAAAGAGAAAAAGAAAUUGUAUGAGGAGUUAGAAAAAAUUCCUAGUCGCAUCAGCCUCUCUGCUAACAUAUGGUCUUCAUGUCAGAAUCUAGAGUACUUAUGCUUGAUCGCCCAUUAUAUAGAUGAUGCUUGGGUAUUGCAAAAACAGAUCCUAAGUUUUGUAAAUUUACCAUCUCGUACCGGAGGUGCCAUUGCUGAAGUGCUCUUGGAUUUGUUAUCGCAGUGGAACGUUGACAAAAAAUUGUUUAGUAUAACCUUAAACAGUGCUUCCUAUAAUGAUGUAGCUGCAUCAUCCCUUAGAAGUCGAUUAUCUCGAAAUUCAUCACUACCACUUGAAGGUAAGAUAUUCCAUUUGUGUUGCUGCUCUCAUGUUGUGAACCUUAUGGUGCAAGAUGGAUUAGAGGUUAUACAAGAGGUGCUUCAAAAAAUUCGUGAGAGCAUCAAAUAUGUCAAGACAUCACAUGUGAGGCAAGAACGAUUCAAUGAGAUAAUCAACCAACUUGGAAUUCAAAGUAAACAAAAUAUAUUUCUUGAUGUUCCAACUCGGUGGAACUCGACUUAUCAUAUGUUAGAUGUUACUUUAGAAUUGAGAGAAGCAUUUUCUUGCUUUGCUCAAUGUGAUUCCAUGUGUAACAUGGUGCCAUCUGAGGAUGAAUGGGAAAGAGUGAAAGAAAUUUGUGAUUGCUUGAAACUUUUUUACGAUAUUACAAAUACAUUUUUGGGGAGUAAAUAUCCAACAGCAAAUCUUUAUUUUCCUGAGGUAUAUCAAAUGCAUUUGAGGUUAGUGGAAUGGAGCAUGAGUUUAAAUAAGCAUAUUAGUUCCAUGGCGAUCAAGAUGAAAGAGAAGUUUGAUAAGUACUGGAAAAUAUCCAAUUUGGUUUUAGCUAUUGCAGUUGUGAUUGAUCCUCGUUUCAAACUAAAGUUUGUAGAAUAUUCAUACUCCCAGAUAUAUGGCAAUGAUGCUGAGCACCAUAUUAGGAUGGUUCGUCAAGGUGUUUAUGAUCUCUGCAACGAGUAUGAAUCUAAGGAACCAUUGGCUUCCAAUAGCGAGAGUAGUUUGGCUGUUAGUGCAUCAACUUCUAGUGGUGGUGUUGACACCCAUGGUAAGUUGUGGGCGAUGGAAUUUGAAAAAUUCGUACGAGAGAGUUCUAGCAACCAAGCCCGAAAGUCAGAAUUGGACCGUUAUUUGGAAGAACCCAUCUUCCCACGAAAUCUAGAUUUCAACAUUCGGAACUGGUGGCAACUGAAUGCACCAAGAUUUCCCACCCUCUCUAAGAUGGCUCGUGAUAUUUUGGGGAUUCCAGUUUCCACUGUUACAUCAGAUUCAACAUUUGACAUAGGGGGACAAGUUCUUGAUCAGUAUCGUAGCUCUUUGCUUCCAGAGACUAUACAAGCCUUGAUGUGUGCGCAGGACUGGCUUUGGAAUGAAUUAAAAGGUGGGAAAUCAUCUUCUAUUGUUGCAUGGUAACCUCGUCUUCGUAAGUUCAUCGUCGUGGUCUCUAGGAGUUCUGUGCCGCCCAACUGCUACUUUCAACUCUUUGAUUCAUCAGUUGGGAGAUUGAUGUUGAUAAACGACUGGCCCCUAGUUCCAUCUCGGGUAUCGGGUGUUUUUUGCAUCAAUCACUCAUGGUAUUACCUCUCUCAAGACUUUAAGAAGCUCUUUCUUUUAUGACGUGGGGAGUGAAGAAUGAAGUUGGCUUCAAACUCCAAUGAAGCUUUCAGGGAUUUCCAAAAGGUUCCCUGUUAUCCAAGAUGGGUUGGUUGACUUGCGUUCGUGGUGGUAGUUCAUGAUUUACGAGCUCAUGUUUGGGUUUGAAAUAAGGAGAAGGGAUGGCAGGAACUGGUUAAUGUGGAUUUAAACUAAUUUGCAAUCAACCAAUAUUGGAUAAAUCCACUUCUCUUGGUUGAUGAGAUGCUCCUCAUGGAUACCGGGGAUGGCAGGAACUGGUUAAUGUGGAUGUGAAGCAAUUUGGGAUCAACCUAACUUGGAUAAAUCCACUUCUCUUGGUUGAUGAGAUUCUCCUCAUGGAUGCUUGGCGAAAGUACAUUGCAUGUUAUAUAAAGAGUAUUGAGUCAGAUGUCUGAAACAAACUUUUUUGCAACCAAUCCUGUUAAAUGAAAAUUUUGGGAGGUGGAGUUGGACAGCAGGUUGAUAAUCUCAAGUACAUGAAAUAUUCAUUUGUAAGCGUGAUUAUUUUUCGUUUCUUUUUCAUUUUUCUUCUUCCCUCUAGUGGUUUUUAUUUUGGAUUCUCCACUUGGAAUUUGUUGUUGCUAUGUUACUUCAGGAAUUUUUUAUUUGUAACAUGAACUAGAUGACUACUAUCAAAACUUUUUAAGUGCGGCCUACGUCGCUGUGACUGGGGUAGCAACCUUAUUUUCUUUUA